AUGAUCAUUACUUUGCCCAAAGCAAAACAUCUUCAAGAUUCCAGUCAAUGCGGCGCACCUCAUCAAACGGAAUCGUUGACAGCAGACUUAUCCGCGGGCGAGAAGAUCAACAAGAACGUACCAGUACAGCCUGAAUACAUUACACACGAAGCCCAGGACUCAACUUCUUUCCCGUCUGCACUCGAAGAAGUUCAUACCACCCUUGCUGAAUACAAUGCGAAGGAAGUGCCGACUUUGGCCCAUAAUACUCAAAUCUCAACCGGAUACGGCACAGCAGGAGCUACCCAAUGCUCCUCACUGUCAUCGUUACCCAAUAGUCACUCAGGAUACUCCACUGACCUGGUUAUGGUUGGAAACCCAUAUGAACAAGCUCCUGCUUUCCAAUGA
Molecule: messenger RNA, 387 nt
Organism: Penicillium cataractarum
Lineage: Eukaryota; Fungi; Ascomycota; Eurotiomycetes; Eurotiales; Aspergillaceae
Exons: 2
Coding region: 1-387 (128 amino acids)
Source: RefSeq, a predicted model, not a curated record